GUCUGCUCCCCUCAUAAGACCAUGUCUCGCGCUUCCUGCCGCUGCCGGCCGCUGCUUCCCGCGCUUCUGCUGGCGCUGGCGGCGGCGUCCACCGCGUCUUCCCGGCCCACCUUCCACGUGUCCGAGGACGCCUACCUGAACACGCCGGAGCGUGUGCGGAAGUACGGCUACCCGGUGGAGGAGCACUGGGUGACGGGCGAGACGGGCUACGUGAUGCGCGUGUUCCGGGUGCCUCGCGGACGCCCGCAGCCGCAGACACAGGCCCGGCCAACAGACGCUGCUCGGCCCGCCAUCUACCUGCAGCACGGCGUCGUCGCCAGCUCUGACAUCUGGCUGCUGCUCGGCGAAAAGUCCUUUCCAUUCGUGCUGGCGGACGCUGGCUAUGAUGUGUGGCUGGGCAACGCCCGUGGCAACGUGUACUCCACCAACCACACGCGGCUGGACCCCAACAGCGAGGAGUUCUGGCAGUUCAGCUGGCACGAAAGCGGGAUGGAGGACCUGCCGGCGGUGGUGGACUACGUGCUGCAGCAGACGCGCCGGCCGCAGCUGGUGUACGUGGGGCACUCGAUGGGCGGCACCAUGUUCUACGUGCUGGCCUCGCUGCGGCCCGAAUACAGCCGCAAGGUGCGGGCCGCGUUCCUGCUGGCGCCUGCCGUCUUCAUGUCUGACCUCUACAGCCCGCCGCUGCGCGCCGCCGCGCCUCUGGCGCAGUCCAUCGCCGUGGCGUCGAGGGCGCUGCUGAAAGGGCGCACGCCGCCGCUCAGCCUGCCGGUGAGCCACCCGGCCACGCUGCUGCCCGCCGUCGUCGCCUACUCCGUGCUGGCCGGCUUCAGCGACCUCGAGGACGACCACCUGACGAUGGCGGUCUACCUGACGCACGUUUCUCAGGGCGGCUCACUGAGGCAGGCGGUCCACUACGCGCAGGAGAUCCUCAGCGGUCACUUCCGUCAAUUCGACUAUGGCCGCGCGGGAAACAUGCGGCGCUACGGUCGCGCUACACCACCGGACUACCCACUGGAGAAAGUCGCCAUCCCACACAUGGUCAUGUAUGGCGAUGACGACUGGUACGUCUCCAUGCAAGACGUGAAACGCCUGCAAGACGCUCUACCCAAAAACAUCGUGGAGAUGUACAGGGUGCCCGAGGUCGGCUUCACACACAUGGACUUCAUGUGGGGCCGUAACGCCAGAAGACUGAUCUACGACAAGAUCUUGGCUUCGAUUGUCAACACGGAGCCGCCGCUCGACGAGAGAUCUCUGAGGAAGCGGCGAAGCAAACUCUCCUACGCAGGGGGAAAAAGGCGGGACUGAAGACUCAUUGCGGUGGGAAGACGUAGACACUUGCGUGCUUUGUGUUAUAUCUACCUCAUCUGACCUUACUGUGAUGUAAAUGCGUACACACUUACGUGCUGAAGCGGAUACAUACUCAAAGUGCUAUAUCUACCUCAUUUGACGAAGGAGCUUCAGAUCGCCAAGCAUGACUGCGUAACCAGCUCAACAUGGCUCUCUGUAGCGAUAGUUGCUUAUACCCUGGUGCUAUUAAGAAAUAUGGCAUGACAGCACUCUACUACCGCCUACUUUAGAUCACAGAGUAACAGUUGAAAUCUUGCUUCGCUCUAACAGUCGACCCAAGUUUAACGGGAGUGUCACGCGUGCUUCUUGUCUUGGGGCCAAGUCCACACUGACUACAAGUGGUCGCCACAGGUCGGCAAUAUCAUGUGGCACAUUCCAGAAAACGGUUUAUAUCUGAUUCCGUGGUCUUGUUACUUUCACCACUGUAGGAGAUGGACAAAACAAACUGAUGUGGUGAUGGCAAUACCCAGUGUCCAAACAGACAUGUAAUGUCCUGGGGCGCUUUGUUAUAUUAUGAACAGUCACAGCUCAGCUCAUCUACAGAAUUUUAGACGGCACUUAAAAGUGCUGAGGAAUGUCUUCAGACAGAUUAAAACAAUGUACAGGGUAUCCACAUGAUUUCCAAGUAGUAGACGAUGGGACGUUAAACUCUAAAACUAACCUCAUUUCCAAUUGCAGUUACAAAAACAGCCAAAAAAUAAAAAACUAUGACACCUAGAAACUUAUGGCUUAUGGCAACAAGUAAAAUAAAUUGAAAAGUUUUGUACAAAAAAUUAAUUCAUUUUUACAUGGGCUUCUUUCUUACAUCUACAUCUACAUGAUUACUCUGCAAUUCACAUUUAAGUGCUUGGCAGCGGGUUCAUCGAACCACAAUCAUACUAUCUCUCUACCAUUCCACUCCCGAACAGCGCGCGGGAAAAACGAACACCUAAACCUUUCUGUUCGAGCUCUGAUUUCUCUUAUUUUAUUUUGAUGAUCAUUCCUACCUAUGUAGGUUGAGCUCAACAUAAUAUUUUCGCAUUCGGAAGAGAAAGUUGGUGACUGAAAUUCCGUAAAUAGAUCUCGCCGCGACGAUAAACGUCUUUGCUUUAAUGACUUCCAUCCCAACUCGCGUAUCAUAUCUGCCACACUCUCUCCCCUAUUACGUGAUAAUACAAAACGAGCUGCCCUUUUUUGCACCCUUUCGAUGUCCUCCGUCAAUCCCACCUGGUAAGGAUCCCAUAGCGCGCAGCAAUAUUCUAACAGAGGACGAACGAGUGUAGUGUAAGCUGUCUCUUUAGUGGACUUGUUGCAUCUUCUAAGUGUCCUGCCAAUGAAACACAACCUUUGGCUCGCCUUCCCCACAUUAUUAUCUAUGUGGUCUUUCCAACUGAAGUUGUUCGUAAUUUUAACACCCAGGUUCUUAGUUGAAUUGACAGCCUUGAGAAUUGUACUAUUUAUCGAGUAAUCGAAUUCCAACGGAUUUCUUUUGGAACUCAUGUGGAUCACCUCACUCUUUUCGUUAUUUAGCGUCAACUGCCACCUGCCACACCAUACAGCAAUAUUUUCUAAAUCGCUUUGCAACUGAUACUGGUCUUCGGAUGACCUUACUAGACGGUAAAUUACAGCAUCAUCUGCAAACAACCUAAGAGAACUGCUCAGAUUGUCACCCAGGUCAUUUAUAUAGAUCAGGAACAGCAGAGGUCCCAGGACGCUUCCCUGGGGAACACCUAAUAUCACUUCAGUUGUACUCGAUGAUUUGCCGUAUGUUACUACGAAUUGCGACCUUCCUGACAGGAAAUCACGAAUCCAGUCGCACAACUGAGACGAUACUCCAUAGGCCCGCAGCUUGAUUAGAAGUCGCUUGUGAGGAACGAUGUCAAAAGCUGUCCGGAAAUCUAGAAAUACGGAAUCAACUUGAGAUCCCCUGUCGAUAGCGGCCAUUACUUCGUGCGAAUAAAGAGCUAGCUCCUUUGCACAAGAACGAUGUUUUCUGAAACCAUGCUGAUUACGUAUUAAUAGAUCGUUCCCUUCGAGGUGAUUCAUAAUGUUUGAAUACAGUAUUUGCUCCAAAACCCUACUGCAGACCGACGUCAAUGAUACAGGUCUGUAGUUCGAUGGAUUACUCCUACUACCCUUCUUAAACACUGGUGCGGCCUGCGCAAUUUUCCAAUCUGUAGUUACAGAUCUAUCGGUGAGCGAGCGGUUGUAUAUCAUUGCUAAGUAGGCAGCUAUUGUAUCAGCGUAAUCUGAAAGGAACCUAAUCGGUAUACAAUCUGGACCUGAAGACUUGCCCGUAUCAAGCGAUUUGGGUUGCUUCGCAACUCGUAAAAUGUCUGUGCGACAUUCUGAACUCAUGUCCACACAAGCAUGUCAGUGGUGGUGAAGACCAUUGCAACCAUAUUUCUUUUACGGGGAUUGCCAAGGCCAUGUACGGGCGGGGCACACAAAUUGUCUUUCACAUGGUCCUGUAGGAAGAAUUCCAGAUGGGUUAUGUCUGGACAUCGCGGUGGCCAGUUGGUUGGUCCACCAAGCUCUAUCUAUCGCUGUGGAAACAUUCGGUCCAGGAAGUCACCAACGAGUGAACUUCACUGCAGUGGUGCACGUCCUCCUAGAGGAUCAAAUUUGGCUGAAGGGGAAGAAGCUGAGGGACAGAAAAUUGCUUCAGCUUGUCCACAUAAACUGUUCCUGUAACUGUCUGCUCGAGGAUUGUGUCGUAUCAGCCACAACACACAUUCACCUUUUCGUUGCCUCUGAUAUGUUCCCGAAAACUGUGGCGGUUUUUCAAACCACAGAUGUGAAUGAUGUUCCGAUUAAAGUCCUGACUUGUUUGAAAUGUUGCUUCGUCAGAGAAAAUCCCUAGAUUUCGCCUGACCCGGUCCAGUAUCUCAACGGCAAAUUCGCAGCGGAGCUGGAAGUCGUUUCGCUUCAGUUCUUACACAAUUUGCAGUUUGUAAACGUUUAGACGAAACUGUUUAAGCGGCACGUUGUGAGCUACUAAGCGAGAAAUGUUUACUCCCGAGAUUCUCAGUGACCUCAUGAACUUCUUUGGAAGGUAUCUGUGACCUUCUCCUCCAUUUCAUCAGAUGUGCUUCUGUCAGAACCUAUCUAUUUACACUCCCAAUGGCUAGUCAUACCAGGCCUUAAUCGUCUGGUGGCUCCCUUUGAAAUCAGGUCGAAAAUUUCUUUGGUCAGCCAUGAAUGAUUUCGUUUCCGUAUACCACAGAACACAUUGGGCUCUCUCCUGAGGUAUAGUCAUUUCUGGUAAUUAUGUAACACCUGAAACAAAACUAAAGGAAUCGUUUCGAAGAAAGAAAAUCUGUUCAAAUGGUUCAAAUGGCUCUGAGCACUAUGGGACUCAACUGCUGAGGUCAUUAGUCCCCUAUAACUUAGAACUAGUUAAACCUAACUAACCUAAGGACAUCACAAACAUCCAUGCCCGACGCAGGAUUCGAACCUGCGACCGUAGCGGUCUUGCGAUUCCAGACUGCAGCGCCUUUAACCGCACGGCCACUUCGGCCGGCAGAAAAUCUGUACGAAGCUUUUUGAGCUCCUUUGCAAUGAUGCCCCAAAACCACAAGUAUAUACAAAAUAUUGCUUUUAUGAAAUUGCCGGCCUAGGUGGCCGAGCGGUUCUAGGCGCUACAGUCUGGAACCGCGUGACCGCUAAGGUCGCAGUUUCGAAUCCUGCCUCGGGCAUGGAUGUGUGUGAUGUCCUUAGGUUAGUUAGGUUUAAGUAGUUCCAAGUUCUAGGGGACUGAUGACCUCAGAAGUUUAGUCCCGUAGUGCCCAGAGCCACUUGAACCAUUUUUUUUUUUUAUGAAAUUCGGGAGCUUUCUAGAGGACAUCAUGUACUACAUUAAGAGGAUAGGAAGUUCUCAGAAUACAAACAAUAUGUGGUCAGCUUUAAAGAAAUGUCAGAAUGUGGGUGUUCAACGUACCACACAUUUUCUCCAGGACAAUGAUGCAAUUAGUGAUACACAAGUGUUGUGCAAAAUGUUACGGUAAUAGCUGUGUAAUACUUCUCUCAAUUCUGUACUAUUAGUAAAUGUUUUUAUCCUUCACGUAGAAUAAUUUUGUAUACUUUU
Schistocerca nitens (vagrant locust) is the source of this 5416-nucleotide messenger RNA. Its product is annotated as lipase 3-like. The coding region runs from base 22 to 1308 and encodes 428 amino acids. Gene Ontology annotation, molecular function: hydrolase activity, acting on ester bonds. The transcript has 8 exons. NCBI's taxonomy places the organism in Eukaryota, Metazoa, Arthropoda, Insecta, Orthoptera, Acrididae. The record is from RefSeq and is a predicted model, not a curated record.